AUGAAUAAACUCUAUAGAAAACUACUAUUGUUGUUAUCAUUAAUAAUAAUUAUAGGAUAUUACAUAUUACCCCAAGAAUCUCCAUUACCUUUAUUACUUCCAUUAAAAUCACCCUUGAUCCAACAACCAGAUUAUGUGAUUACUGAUAUUGAUCUAAUUAAAUGUUAUCAUAAAUGUUCAAUACCUCCAAAUUAUCAACAAAUUUAUCCAAAUAUUGAUUCUGUUGCUAAAAGUAAAGUAAUCAGUUAUAAUAUUAUUAUCAAAUCAGAACCAUUAGAUCAAGCACAAGAAGUAAUAGUUGAUGUAUCCACAGAACCUAUUGAUGAAUCAUAUCAACAGAUUGCAAACUUCAACAAAUAUAAAUUAUAUAAAAAAUCAAUCCCAAUAUCUGACAACGUUAAUGAACCUCCUCAAAUAAGAUCAAUCGAAGUAUUAUUCGGGAAUAAUGAAUUUCAAGAUCCUAGACCACAACACCAGACUAUCCAUUUACCUGGAGAUACCCUCCUCCAUCCCAUAUUAUCCCUCAACAAAUCACCUUCUACCCUUCCAUCACAACAAUACAACGAGAUUAUUCAACACCUGCGAGAUAAAUACAAAAUCAUGCAACUCUCCGACCUUCAUAUCGGUCAAACCGACCGUCAAUGUCAUAAUUCAAAGUGUUUCGCUGAUUCCAAAACCAUAAACUUCGUCGACGAUGCCAUCCAGGCUGAAAAACCGGACAUGGUUGUCCUAACUGGGGAUAUAUUCGAUAUUGACAGAACUAGAGAUUAUAAAUCAGUAUUAAUCAAGGCACUUUCUCCAAUUUUAAAACAUUCAUUACCAUUUUUAUAUAUCUUCGGCGAUGAAUUAAACCGAAUUCCCGAUGGGCCAGAGAGACAAGAAGUCAAAACUAGUAUAUUGGAAUAUUUAUCUACUUUGCCUGGAUGUCUAAAUGACCAAAUAGCGGAGAAUGGGAAGUUUUUGCCAUAUAUGGAUCUAGAAGUCAGGUAUAAACUGGAAUCGAUCUUGAUUACUUCUUUAGAUUCUGAGAAUUUGAAUGAUGGUCAUAUGAGCCAUAUAUAUAGAAAAGCGCGUAUGGAUGAUGAUGAUGAUAAUGAUAGUAAGAAACAAUAUGAUUAUAAAUUGUUAUUCUUCCAUCAUCCGUUAGGUGAAUUUCGUCCAGUGGGGAAAUUUAAACUUGUGGGGAGUUAUAAUGAAAAACAUCCAUUAGGAACUGCGACUGGGAUGGUUCGGGAUAUGAUAAAUUGUGGAUAUGCUGCGGUUGGAGUGGGACAUGAACAUGAGAAUGAUGCUUGUAUAUUAUAUCCCGAGGAUGAUGGGAAGGAAGAAAGAGAGAAUAAAAAGUCACAGAAGAAGAAAAAGGCGAAAAAGAUUUGGUUGUGUUAUUCUGGGGUUACGGGUGAUUCUGGUAUAACUAAACUAAAUAGAGAUUAUGAUAGACGGAUGAGAAUGUUUGAAGUUGAUUUUGAGUUGAAGAGAAUAUUGAGUUGGAAGAGAACUGAAAGUGAUCGAAAAGCUUUUGAUUAUCAACAAGUAUAUCCAUUGUAG
This is a messenger RNA of Hemisphaericaspora subhashii, 1548 nucleotides long. RefSeq lists its product as uncharacterized. The record is from RefSeq and is a predicted model, not a curated record. Gene Ontology annotation, molecular function: phosphoprotein phosphatase activity. The coding region runs from base 1 to 1548 and encodes 515 amino acids. Gene Ontology annotation, cellular component: cytoplasm. NCBI's taxonomy places the organism in Eukaryota, Fungi, Ascomycota, Pichiomycetes, Serinales, Debaryomycetaceae. The transcript has a single exon.